Molecule: messenger RNA, 240 nt
Organism: Komagataella phaffii GS115
Lineage: Eukaryota; Fungi; Ascomycota; Pichiomycetes; Pichiales; Pichiaceae
Exons: 1
Coding region: 1-240 (79 amino acids)
Source: RefSeq, a predicted model, not a curated record
AUGCAUGCUAAGGUUAGGGCUUUAUAUAAAGAACUAAUCUACCUUGCUCGCUUCCACCCCAAUGAGAAGAAACUAAAGGACAGCAUCAAGGCAGGCUUUCUCAAGAACAAAAAUAUAAGCUCAGAAAAUGAAACUGAACUUUUCGGAGCGUUGGCCCACGGUCGCUACAUGUGUCGUGAAUUGACUAGCCUUUACGAACUCCAAACGUACAGAGCCGUAAAGAGGAAAUAUUAUACAUAG